UACUGCGAGCACGUUUCGGUCGUUCCGUUGCAUUAAAAUAAUGGUUAAAACCAAACGGAAGCUCCCUGCUCCGGUUCCGACUCCAGCUCCAACCCGACAGGCAGACAACGAGGCCGAUGACAGUGGAUCAGAUUACGAUGUGGAACGUUACAUGCAGCCGACGAAGGUAGCGAAAACCGUGGCAGAACAGUUCCCCCUACCGAAGCAGGUGCGGAAGGAUGUGGUGAAACGAUCGGCCCGGGACGAACCGGAAGAGGAGGAAUCGAGCGAGGACGAUGAUGAUGGAGAUUUGCCCACGUUGACCAAGAAACAAAUCGAGGGUAUUCUGCAGACGAUCAAGAACAACAAACGGUUGGUUUUGAAUAUUUCAAACGUUAACUUUUCGACGGCCAAGGAGGAAAUCGAGGAGCACUUUCGCAAGGCUGGUCGAGUGAAAAGCGUCCGGAUACCGAAGCGACGGUCGUCCGGUUUUGCGUUCGUUGAGAUGUUGAAUCCGGAUGGAUUUCAGAAAGCAUUUCUUCUGGAUGGGAGUUUCCUGGACGGUCGGCAGAUAAAGGUCCAACUGUCAGAGAGUGGGAAGAAGAAAUCCCAUCAGAAGAUUCUACAGCUGGAAAGGAAAAAUGCCGAGAUCAGGAAAAUGAGGAAGAAGAACCGCGUCAAACCGGAAGCGACGGAAGUGACCCUGGUGCCGAAGGUGCUACCGAAGGUCGUUGAACGUGAUCCCUAUCUGGACAAGCCGAAAACUAAGCCGCCAACCAAGAAGGAGAUCAAGGCACACAACAAAAAGGUUUCGUUAAAGGCUAAGUUUAGGAAUGUGGCAAUGAAAGGAAUAAAUGUUUGAUUAGCUCUA
Molecule: messenger RNA, 850 nt
Organism: Ochlerotatus camptorhynchus
Lineage: Eukaryota; Metazoa; Arthropoda; Insecta; Diptera; Culicidae
Exons: 2
Coding region: 41-841 (266 amino acids)
Molecular function (GO): RNA binding
Source: RefSeq, a predicted model, not a curated record